GCAGAAAGAGAUCACUAACUUGCAGUUGGAAGGCACCAACUUGGAAACUCCAGUAUAGUUUCAACAAAGUCAACCGCAAGAUCCUGCACCUUAGUUAUCCUUGGGGGUAAAAGAGAUGGGCUAUACUACGCUUCAAGAACCAAGUUCACCAGAGAAGAAUCAGAUGGGAGUGGAGUCACUGGGCACGGGAAGGUCUGGACAGCAUCCAUAUACACUUCCAAUCCAAGUUCCAACAUCUUACGCUGUUGACUGAUAGAAGCAUCCUCCUUAAACAGAGACUCAGUAGGCAAAGAUGUGGCACGAGAAGCAUGAAAAGGCCAAAUCAUGACCAACUACGAUGCAUGAAUUAUGAAAGUUAUGGAUACUUAUUAGUGCAUAUUUUAAUUUAAUAUAUUAUAUAAUUUAUU
Molecule: messenger RNA, 407 nt
Organism: Rubroshorea leprosula
Lineage: Eukaryota; Viridiplantae; Streptophyta; Magnoliopsida; Malvales; Dipterocarpaceae
Source: the annotation of a GenBank genome assembly